CAUUAACAUCAUUCUAUACCCAAUUUAAAAAUAUUUAUAAAUAAUUUUUACAUCAUUUUGUUUUGCGCAACUCGUAUUGACCUAUCGCCAUCAGUGUUGGCCAUGUUGGUUUUAUUGUGAACGUACUCUCUGGAGGUGGGAAUGUCUUGUGAAUGGUCACUUUCGUUACUCCCUAAUAUCAUGCUGGCGGGCGGGCAUUGUUAUAUUUAAUAUACGUUUUAAACAAAAAAAGAAAAACUUUGUGAUGAGCACGUCAAUAAAUAAAAUCAAAUAUGUUUUCGCCUAAAAAAAGGUUAGAUACUCCAAAUGAUUAUGAAUUUCCAUUUCCUCCUUACAAAAUACAGAAGGAGCUUAUGGAAGCAGUAUACGAUACAUUGACCCAAAAGUCAAUUGGUAUAUUUGAGAGUCCAACGGGUACAGGAAAGUCAUUGACUUUAACCUGUUCUGUUUUAAAAUGGGUCGAAGAUCGUGAGAAAUUGGAGCGAAAAGAAUUGGCGGAACGCAUUUCUAAUCUGGACUUAGAAGUUAAACGUAUUGGGAGCAAUGUUGAUGUGGUGGAAGAUUGGAUAACUGCUAGCUAUGAAGCUAGGGAGAAAAACAAACAACUUGGGAUUCACCGCCGUUUUCAAAAAUUGUUACAAUUGCAUGAUGACCGAUUAAAAAAAAUGUAUGAGCAUCAAAAAGAAUUUCAUAUAGAACGCCGGUAUAAUAAUCCGGAAAAAAUGGUACGCAAUGCUAAUUUAAGCCUAGAGAAUGAGCUGACUGAUAUCGUUGAUUGGGAAGAACACUCUGCGAAUUUUGAUAGUCAAGAUCAAGAUGCCAAGGAUGAAGAAGAAAAAUAUCGUCCCAUUCAGGUAUUUUUCUGCAGUCGUACUCAUUCACAGCUAGCGCAAGUCGUAAGAGAAGUAAAACGCACGCCAUACGGAAAGCGAAUACGAUGUGUGUCCUUAGCAUCCCGUCUGCAAUUAUGUAUAAAUCCACAAGUGAAAAAAUUGCCUAACGUAAGUCUCAUUAACGAAAAGUGCCUAGAUAUGUUACCAAAAACUAAGGAUGGAAAAGAGAAUAUAGGGACUAAAUGUUGUAAAUAUCGCAAAGUUACUUUGAUGCAGAAUCUAAGCGAAACUGCUUUGUUUAAUGUAAUGGAUAUAGAGGAGUUGGUUGGCGAAGGUGAAUCAAUAAAUGCGUGCCCAUAUUACGCGGCAAGAGAAGCUGCGAAGUCCGCACAACUUAUAAUGCUCACAUAUCAAAUGCUUCUGCAUCGGCAGACGCGUCUUCAGGCAGGCAUCGACUUGCGAGGUGCCAUUGUGAUUAUAGAUGAGGCGCAUAAUUUGCUAGAUACAAUUGCCCAUUUGCAUAGCUGUGAGUUGACUUUGCAACAACUAUUAUUAGUACAACAACAACUUACGGUGUAUAAAAUGCGGUACUUAAAACGGUUCAGUGCAGUCAGUUUACUUAAAAUCAACCAAUUGAUAUUCAUUGUAAAACGACUUGUAAAAAUACUACAAACCGACACACCCGUCACUGCGGGAAAAAUGUCACAAUUUUCUAGAGUGCUUCGCACAUAUGAACUUACGGCAGAAGGCGAAUUUUACAAUAUCGACUUAUUUUCUUUGCUACAGUUUUGUGAGAAAUCACGACUGGCCCAAAAGUUGCAAGGGUUUUCCGAAAAGCCAGUUUUUUCAAAAGCAUCAGUAGAUGAACACUUGGAAGGUUCAGCUACAAAACAACUUCUUAAACAAAUUGAGAAUUCGCAAAAAAAUAAUCUUAAGGAUAAAACUGCCAUUGAGAAAAUAGAUGAAGUAAAUAACAUAAGCCAUCAAACAAAUCUCAAUAACGUAACACCAAUUAGCGCACCAUUCCGCGCUCUCCUCACAUUUAUUCAAUCAUUAACGGAAAAAGAUGAAGACGGGCGUGUUAUUUUAACUGUCGAUAUAACCAGUGUGGUCGGCCAUAGUACGCUUAAAUAUAUAUUAUUAAAUCCUGGUGCUCACUUUGCGGACGUUAUCCAGGAUGCUCGCUCUAUAAUUGUUGCUGGAGGAACAAUGCAACCGACCAGAGAAUUGACCGAGCAAUUAUUUAGUGCUUGUUCGAAUCGAGUUCGGGAACAUUUUUAUGAUCAUGUUGUAUCAUCCGAUGCAAUAUUACCUUUAGUGGUUGCACAAGGACCAACAGGACGCCGACUUUGUUUCAAUUAUACUGAGCGCAGUACUAAAGAUAUGCUUAUCGAAUGUGGCAUGAUUAUUCAAAAUGUUUGCAGUGUAGUACCCGCAGGAAUUGUAUGCUUUUUCCCAUCGUACGACUAUCUAGACUUAGUGUACAAUCAUUUGCAAAAGUGCGGUAUAUUGGAGAGAAUAGCGACGAAGAAACGUGUCUUUUCUGAGGCGCGUGCAGCGGAGGCGGCAGGCUCAUCGGUCGAAAAGCUUUUAAAUGACUACAGUGCGGCGAUAAAAGCACAAAGUAGUGGCGGAGCGCUGCUUUUCAGCGUAGUGGGAGGUAAAUUAAGUGAGGGGCUUAACUUUGCGGAUGAUCUGGGAAGGUGUGUUAUUGUCGUGGGCAUGCCUUAUCCAAAUCGACAAUCUGUUGAGUUACAAGAGCGGAUGCGAUACUUAGAUGAAACACUGGGCUCUGGUGCCGGCAACGAAUACUAUGAGAAUCUUUGCCUGAAAGCGGUUAACCAAUGCAUCGGAAGGUCUGUGCGGCAUAUCAACGAUUAUGCUUGUGUUUUGCUUUUGGACGAGCGUUACUGCAAAGCUGAUAUUCAAGUGAAGUUGCCACAGUGGAUAACACGUAGCUUGCAGAUACCGAAGACUUUUGGCACAGUGCAAGCGGCAACGGCAAGAUUCUUUAAAAACAUUAAAUAUAAAAAAUUGGAAGCAGUAUAAUAUUAAAAUUAAUAAUGUUUAUCAGUAUUUCUGUCUUAAUAUUAAGUGUAACAUUUGUUGAAAAGUAAAUUAUUUGUAAAUUUUCGAACAUUUUCGUUACAAGUAAUACUUGGGUGUGAAUACCGCUUUUGUAAUUUAAGUUCAUUUAUAUAUUUUUGUGUUUUUUUUAAAUUUGUGUUUUUUUUGUUUAUUCAUACUGUUAUUUUAUUUAUUUUAAAGGAAAGAAAUUUAACCGUAGUUCAUACUUUCAUCGAAGUAAAAAAUUACACAUUUAUAGUUGGUUUAUAUUGGAUGUAUUUAUUACGUUAUUAUAUGUAUAUGUAUUAUUUUUUAUUUAAACUAAUUUUGUUUUGUUUUAUUCUACGUUAAAUUAAUUUUACUUAUAAUAUAUUUAUAUAAAUGACCAAC
Molecule: messenger RNA, 3290 nt
Organism: Bactrocera oleae (olive fruit fly)
Lineage: Eukaryota; Metazoa; Arthropoda; Insecta; Diptera; Tephritidae
Product: ATP-dependent DNA helicase DDX11
Biological process (GO): establishment of sister chromatid cohesion; nucleobase-containing compound metabolic process
Cellular component (GO): nucleus
Molecular function (GO): hydrolase activity, acting on acid anhydrides, in phosphorus-containing anhydrides; ATP binding; DNA binding
Source: RefSeq, a predicted model, not a curated record